CGCUCUCUCUCGUCUUCUUCUUCUUCAUUCCUCAGAACGCAGCGAAAUAUCAAACCAAUCUUUGACUUUCCCCUUUCUACCUUCUUUUUCUUCAAUGGCAUUGAUACAACAUGGUUCAGUUUCUGGGACUUGUGCGGUUCGGUUGAGCUUCUCAUCCGCCGCGUCACCACCGUCGUCUCUCAAUUUUCAGCCGGAGAAGAAGGGUUGGAGGAGGAGUUGCUGCCGGAGAAUGAUAUGUAGAGCUAUGGUUCAAGAGGCGAUUCAAGGGAUUCCUUCGGUUUACGCCAGAGAAAUGGAGCGUCUCUCUGCUAAGGAAUCGCUGAUUCUAGCCUUCAAUGAUGCUGGAGGCUUCGAGGCUUUAGUUACAGGGAAGAUCACUGAUUUGCAAAAGAUUGAUGUGAAUGAGAGGAUAACGACUCUUGAGCGUCUUAACCCAACUCCUAGACCAACCACGUCUCCUUAUCUUGAAGGGAGAUGGAGUUUCGAGUGGUUUGGAUCCAACACUCCUGGCUCACUUGCUGCUCGGGUUAUAUUCGAGAGGUUUCCUUCCACAUUGGCGAGUCUAUCCAAUAUGGACAUAGUCAUUAAGGAUGCUAACACAAAGGCCACCGCAAACAUCAAACUGCUAAACAUGAUAGAAAACAAAGUCAUUCUGUCAUCGAAACUGACAGUGGAAGGGCCUUUGAGGAUGAGAGAAGAGUAUCUAGAGGGAAUGCUCGAGUCGCCAACGGUGAUCGAAGAAGCAUUACCUGAACAGCUAAGAGGUUUAUUUGGUCAAGCUACCACCACGUUGCAGCAGCUUCCUGAACCUAUCAAGGGCACUCUAACCAAUGGUCUAAGAAUUCCACUUGGUGGAUCUUACCAGAGAUUCUUCAUGAUAUCUUAUCUAGACGACGAGAUUCUUAUUGUAAGAGAUACCGCGGGAGUGCCUGAAGUACUGACGAGGGUGGAAACAUCGUCUUCAUCAAGCAUUGUAGAUAAUCUUGAAUACAACAGUUAGAAACAGGUCCAUGCAUAUGUUACCCUGUUUCUGUCUGUAAAUGUAAAAGAGAAAAAAAGUGUAUACAACUUACCAACCUUGAACACAAUACAUAUAUCUCCGGACACACUGAGACCUCUUUUCUUCUUCUACGUUGUCUUUUGUCUAAGUCGA
Molecule: messenger RNA, 1153 nt
Organism: Eutrema salsugineum
Lineage: Eukaryota; Viridiplantae; Streptophyta; Magnoliopsida; Brassicales; Brassicaceae
Product: probable plastid-lipid-associated protein 9, chloroplastic
Exons: 7
Coding region: 95-1000 (301 amino acids)
Source: RefSeq, a predicted model, not a curated record